GCCGGGAAGAGGAUGUACUCAGUGUGUAUGUGUGAGUGAGUGUUCUGCACACAGGAAGAGGUGGCGCGACUGUUUUCGACUGAAGUGUGUGAUGUGUGAUCCGGGGGGAGCCGCCUGAAAGCAACAACAAGGCCGAGAUAUUGUAGCCUGUAGCGCAGCCCUCGCCAACACACCCCACGCUGGCAAGGUGGGCUCUGCACUGACUGGAGACUCCAUGUAGCGGCGCGGCCCCAGGCACAAGAUGGCGGAUCUUUCGCUGUUCCAGGAGGAUGUGCAGGAGGAAAUAGAUGGAUUUGGUGUGGAUGACUACAACUCAGAGUCUGAUGUGAUUAUUAUACCUUCAGCCCUCGACUUUGUCUCGCAAGAUGAAAUGUUGACCCCCCUUGGAAGAUUGGACAAAUACGCUUCAAGUGAGAAUAUAUUUAACAGACAAAUGGUUGCCCGAAGUCUGCUGGAUACCUUGAAAGAAGUCCGUGAAGAUGAGAAGGAUUGUAUUGCUGUUUUAGAAAGAGUAACAAAGUUGUCAGAGGAUUCAGAGCCCACUGUGCGUGCUGAACUUAUGGAACAAGUGCCUCACCUUGCAAUGUUUUGCCAAGAGAACCGACCUUCUAUUCCACAUGCUUUUUCCAAAUACCUUCUGCCUAUUGUAGUUCGAUACCUUGCUGACCAGAAUAAUCAGGUUCGAAAGACUAGCCAAGCAGCUUUGUUGGUGUUGCUUGAACAGGAGCUUAUAGAGAGGUCUGAUGUUGAGAGUAAAGUGUGCCCUGUCCUAAUUGAGCUUACUGCCCCUGAUAGCAAUGAUGAUGUCAAGACUGAAGCCGUGGCAAUUAUGUGUAAAAUGGCAUCAAUGGUGGGAAAAGAUAUCACCGAGAGGCUGAUCCUCCCACGAUUCUGUGAAAUGUGCUGUGACUGCCGAAUGUUUCAUGUUCGAAAGGUUUGUGCAGCCAAUUUUGGCGAUAUUAGCAGUGUUGUUGGGCAGGAAGCAACUGAGAAAAUGCUGUUACCGCGGUUUUUCCAACUGUGUUCUGAUAAUGUUUGGGGUGUCCGGAAAGCCUGUGCUGAAUGCUUCAUGGCUGUUUCCUGUGCGACGUCUCAAGAACUCCGUCGAACCAAGUUGUCUGCUCUCUUUAUUAACCUAAUUAGUGACCCUUCCAGAUGGGUCCGCCAAGCUGCCUUUCAGUCCCUAGGACCCUUUAUAUCCACAUUUGCAAACCCAUCCAGUUAUGGACAGUAUUUCAAGGAAGAAGAAUGUACAAACAACAUGAAUGAAAAAUCAAGUGAAGCAGUUGAGAGUAAUUCAAAUCAGGUCAUGGAUACGACCGAUGAGAGUGUUUCUGUGGAUGCUGACAUUACAACAGAAGACAGUGUUGCAAGCAAUAGCCUUGUUAAUUUUAGUGUGCAGUUAGAAGCAGACACAGAAGAUGAAUCAGAUAGAGCUUCAAAGGGCACUGUUAACCAGCAUGACAUUCUUUCACUUUGCACUUUGCCUUUGGAGUCUACAGUUGAAUCAGAGCAGAACUGUCCUGGCACACAGGCACAUAUAUUGGCAGAUUUAGAGACUGGAAACCGCACUAUUAGUGAGCAAGAGUUAUACAACUCAUUCCAUUAUUGGAGGACUCCCAUCCCUGAUAUUGAUAUCGAUUUGGAGUUGCGGCAGUCAGAAAGUGAAGUGUGCAGCCCUGAAAGACUAGUUCUGAAAGAAUCCUCUUUAGGGUCUCCCAAUAUCACAAUGGCUACCAGGAAGGAGCUGGAAGAGAUGAUAGAAAAUCUGGAACCACAUAUAGAUGAUCCUGAUGUUAAAGCACAAGUUGAUGUCCUUACUGCUGCCCUUAAAGCAUCCAGCCUAGGAACUCAGGAAGAAUCUAAACUGUCUUUCUUAAACAUGGAAAUAGGAUAUCACCAUGGUCUGACUGAGCCAGGAAAGAUAAACUGUAAGAUCUCCCGGGAUGACUCUGCUCCUCUUAUAAGUGAUUCUGUUGAGUGCAUUCAGUCCACAUUGCGCUACAUCCAUAACGAUGCUGACUUAAGCACCAGAAGCACUUUCAGCCCCCGUGAGGAGAAAAAGUCGAAAGUACAAGAUGUUGUACCUCAAGCCUUACUGGAUCAGUAUUUAUCCAUGACUGACCCAUCCCGCGCUCAGACUGUUGAUACAGAGAUUGCCAAACAUUGUGCCUAUAGCAUUCCAGGAGUAGCUCUCACAUUAGGCAGGCACAACUGGCACUGUCUGAGAGAUACUUAUGAGACACUGGCAGCUGACAUGCAGUGGAAAGUGCGGAGAACUCUUGCUUUCUCAAUUCAUGAGCUUGCAUUAAUACUUGGUGGUUCCCUGACUGCUGCUGACUUGUUACCCAUCUUCAAUGGAUUUCUGAAAGAUCUGGAUGAAGUUAGAAUAGGCGUCCUUAAGCAUUUAUACGACUUUCUAAAGCUUCUCCAGCAAGACAAAAGGAGGGAGUAUCUUUAUCAACUGCAAGAGUUCCUGGUCACUGAUAAUGUCAGGAAUUGGCGCUUUAGAGCAGAACUAGCAGAGCAGCUGAUUCUGCUUCUUGAACUGUACAGUGCAAGAGAUAUUAAUGAUUACUUACUGCCAAUUGCUGUAAAUUUGUGUAAAGACAGAAUCUCUUCUGUUCGUUGGAUUUCCUAUAAGCUGGUGAGUGAAAUGGUGAAGAAAUUAUACCAGGCUUCCAACCCCUUGCUACUUUUAGACCUUUUGAAUAAACUCGUGGAGCAGUUUUGUCAAAGUCCUAAAUGGUCUGGACGGCAAACAUUUGUUUUCAUUUGCCAGGCUCUUAUUGAAGGUGAUUGCCUUCCCAUGGAGCAGUUUGCUAUUCAUGUAAUGCCUCAUCUGCUGCAUUUAGCUUCAGACAGAGUUCCCAAUGUGAGAGUUCUCCUUGCAAAGACCUUGAAGCAGACCCUUCUGGAAAAAGAAUACUUCCUGACCUCUGCCAACUCUCACCAGGAAGCAGUGGAACAGACCAUUAUGGCUCUACAGAUGGAUCCUGACAGCGAUGUGAAAUACUUUGCCAGUAUACACCCUGCUAGCACCAAACAUACCGACGAUGCCCUGAGCACAGCCUCUUCCACGUACUAACCUGCUCCCCUUUCCACGAAAGGCCUUCUUACACUUUAAACACAAGACAGCAUCAUCACUGUCCUUUUGCUUUCUUUCCCUACUCCAUGCGGGGAGGGAAGAGUAACUACAGACUCUCAGAGGAUUGCCACCAAAGCCUUAAAUCUUCUGUCUUCCUGAGAUAUCAUGAAACUUGAAUUGGUGGAUGGGUUCAUUUAAAAUUUGCUAUUCCUUUUAGCCUACAGUUUGCUAGGUUCCUUUUUCUUUCAAUGCUAAAAUUAACACUUAAAGGGGAUGUUCCCUUUAAGUUUUCUUUUAGUAUGAUGUAGAGAGUGAUACUUCGAGACAAAUUGCAAUUGGUUUUCAUGUUUUAUUAUUUGUGGUUUUUGAGUUAUUUAGCUUUUUAUUCGGCAUCUCUCCAGUUUGCAGGUUGUUAUCUGUUUGCUAGAAUCCAAAUUGCCUUGGCAACCAUACAUUGAUUUAAAUAAAAGGCUGAAAUAGGAAUAGGAGAGGCCCUGAAUAGAAAGACUAGUAAUAAAAAAUACCAAUAACAACAAAGUGUAGCCUUACAGAGCAUUUGUUUUUAGAUGGGGUCAGUGACCCCCAUUUUAAAGCUGGAGAGAGUCUGAAGAAGAAGGCAAAUCAUUCAAAAACUAUAAUAAAAUAAAUAAAUAAUGUGGACCAAUUAAAAAGUAUUCUAUAACAUACUGAAAGGUGAACCAUCCCUUUAAGGCAUAGCCAAUAUAGGAACAUCGUUUACAGUGCUGUGCUGACUAGCAGGGAAUAUGUUUAUGCUGAAGAUGAGCUGCAAGAAUUUAUAAUUGCCGACUAAAAAAUGCCUCAAACUGCAGUGACUCCCUGUAAUCUUCCUCCAAACCAUUGUAAACCAUUUCCAGUAUUGGGUGCAAAUGGGGUUUUAUUAGAGGUAUUAUUCCCCUGUUUCUUAAUGUGUGAUUUUUUUUUUUUUUUUUGGGAUGUGUGUAAAAACAUGAGAGAGGACAGGAGUGGUAUUUUCCUUUAAGGGCUCCGUGCUAACACUACAUUAGAAACUGCUUUUAAUUCUUUAAUGCAGCAUAUUGCUGUACGUAUUGGCAGGCAACGUUGCUGUGAAGCGCCUCUGCUCUAAUUCCUUUUCAUGCUGGAAAUCGAUUAGUUCAAGGGCUUCAAGUCAGGUUUUUUUAACUUGAUCCCGUUCAGCUGUGAGGGGCAUCACUUGCAGUCUCCAUGUACAUAUCUGCCUGUGCUCCCUGCAGUGCCGCACUCUUUCAUCAUGUUGGAAUACAAGUAGAUUUGCUUGUCUGAAUAAAAUUGAAUACGUUUCAAUACA
Messenger RNA from Xenopus laevis (African clawed frog), 4394 nucleotides. It is a transcript of the gene ppp4r1.L, whose product is annotated as protein phosphatase 4 regulatory subunit 1 L homeolog. Gene Ontology annotation, cellular component: cytoplasm. Lineage: Eukaryota; Metazoa; Chordata; Amphibia; Anura; Pipidae. Gene Ontology annotation, molecular function: protein phosphatase regulator activity. The record is from RefSeq and is a predicted model, not a curated record. The coding region runs from base 242 to 3088 and encodes 948 amino acids. The transcript is spliced from 20 exons.